Molecule: messenger RNA, 4085 nt
Organism: Colius striatus (speckled mousebird)
Lineage: Eukaryota; Metazoa; Chordata; Aves; Coliiformes; Coliidae
Gene: ACSL6
Product: acyl-CoA synthetase long chain family member 6
Exons: 21
Coding region: 78-2426 (782 amino acids)
Biological process (GO): long-chain fatty acid metabolic process; very long-chain fatty acid metabolic process; long-chain fatty-acyl-CoA biosynthetic process
Cellular component (GO): membrane; endoplasmic reticulum
Molecular function (GO): arachidonate-CoA ligase activity
Source: RefSeq, a predicted model, not a curated record
UCGACACAGCAUCUGUCUGCUACAGAUAGCACAGCUGCAUGGAGUAAUGUACGCUUGUACUUAAUUGUGCUUUAGGAAUGAGCUGCCUGCUCCUGUUCAUCCUUCUAGGGAUGCUUCCUCUUUCCUCCUGUCUCUUCCACAGAUGCUGUUUUUCUCCAGUUAAUGUUGAGUUUGCCGUUUCACUCGUGGAGAAGAUGCAGGCUCAGGAAAUCCUGCGGAGCUUGCGGCUCCCUGAGUUCGAUGACCUCAGCCAGUUUUUCCGCAACCUGCCGGCCACGGCGCUGGUGGGCAUCGGUGCCUUCGCAGCCAUUGUCGCCUACUGGUUCGCCAGCCGGCCCAGGGCCGUGAAGCCACCCUGCGACCUGCGGAUGCAGUCAGAGGAAGUCGAGGGCUUGGCCGGGGCACGCCGGUCGGUGAUCGGAGACAGCCCACAGCUGCUGACACACUACUACGAUGAUGCCAGAACUAUGUAUGAGGUCUUCAGGAGAGGAUUCGGCAUCUCUGAAAAUGGCCCCUGCCUGGGGUUCCGGAAGCCCAAGCAGCCCUACCAGUGGCUGUCCUACAAGGAGGUAGCUGAAAGAGCAGAAGCUCUGGGUUCAGGGCUUCUUCAGCAGGGCUGCAAGCCAUCCACAAAGCAGUUCAUUGGGGUCUUUGCUCAAAACCGUCCAGAGUGGAUCAUUUCUGAGCUGGCUUGCUACACCUACUCCAUGGUGGUGGUUCCCCUCUAUGAUACCUUAGGUCCUGGAGCCAUUCGUUACAUCAUCAACACAGCUGACAUUUCCACAGUCAUUUGUGACAAACCUGAAAAAGCCAGAGUACUCCUCGACCACGUGGAGAGGAAAGAAACACCAGGUCUGAGCUCCAUCAUCCUGAUGGACCCAUUUGAGAAGGAGCUGAUGGAGAGAGGGAGGCACUGUGGAGUUCGCAUCCAGACCAUGCAGGAGGUAGAAGACUGUGGCCGUGAGAGCCGACAUGUGCCUGUGCCUCCUCGCCCAGAAGAUCUAUCAAUCGUCUGUUUUACUAGUGGCACUACAGGAAACCCCAAAGGUGCUAUGCUGACUCACGGGAACGUGGUUGCUGAUUUUUCAGGCUUUUUGAAAGUAACGGAGAAAGUGAUCUUUCCGAGACAGGACGAUGUGCUCAUCUCCUUCCUGCCUCUGGCUCACAUGUUUGAAAGAGUUAUACAGGUAAGAAAACUGCCUGAACUGAUGAGGCCUCGUGGGGCUCCUUGUGUUUUCUUCCAGAGUCAGUGGUCUCCUACUUGUGAGGAUGUACACAUUUCCUAUUUGCCUUUAGCACACAUGUUUGAGAGAAUGGUACAGUCUGUAGUGUACUGCCAUGGAGGACGAAUUGGCUUCUUCCAAGGAGAUAUUCGUCUCUUGUCUGACGAUAUGAAGGCGUUGCGUCCGACCAUCUUCCCCGUCGUGCCACGGCUCUUAAACAGAAUGUACGAUAAGAUCUUCAGCCAGGCAGACACAUCCCUCAAGCGCUGGGUUCUGGAAUUUGCUGCGAGACGGAAAAAGGCUGAAGUUCGAAAUGGGAUCAUCAGAAACGACAGUUUGUGGGAUAAACUCUUCUUUAACAAAAUUCAGGCCAGUCUCGGUGGGUGUGUUCGUAUGAUAGUCACAGGUGCUGCGCCCGCGUCGCCGACCGUCCUGGGCUUCCUCCGAGCGGCCCUCGGCUGCCAGGUUUAUGAAGGUUAUGGCCAAACAGAAUGCACAGCUGGAUGCACCUUUACCACCCCAGGUGACUGGACGUCAGGUCACGUAGGAGCCCCUUUGCCCUGUAACUUAAUCAGAUUGAAGGACGUGGAAGAGCUGAAUUAUUUUGCUUCCAAAGGAGAAGGAGAGAUAUGUGUGAAAGGACCAAAUGUUUUCAAAGGGUAUCUGAAAGAUGAAGAGAAGACGGCUGAAGCGCUGGACCAGGAGGGCUGGCUUCACACUGGAGACAUUGGGAAAUGGUUACCUAAUGGGACUCUUAAAAUUAUUGAUCGGAAAAAGCACAUCUUUAAACUUGCUCAGGGAGAAUAUAUUGCACCGGAGAAGAUUGAGAAUAUCUAUAUCCGCAGUGACCCUGUUGCCCAGAUCUAUGUCCAUGGAGAUAGCCUGCAGGCCUUUCUGGUGGGAAUUGUGGUGCCCGAUUCUGAAGUUAUGCCAGGCUGGGCAAAGAAAAGAGGCUUUGAUGGAACGUACGCAGAACUCUGUAAAAAUAAGGAACUGCAGCAAGCGAUAAUGGAAGACAUGGUACGGUUAGGUAAGGAGAGUGGACUCCAUUCCUUUGAGCAGGUCAAAGCCAUUUACAUUCACUCUGAUAUGUUCUCAGUACAAAAUGGUUUGUUGACGCCAACAUUAAAGGCUAAGAGGCCAGAACUAAGAGAUUACUUCAAAAAACAAAUAGAAGAACUAUACUCAAGCAUCUCCAUCUGAAAUCAUGGGAAGAAUCUUCUGAAUAAUGGACUUUGUAGCAAUAUUAGAAUAAUACUAUAAGUGCAGAGCCAGAAUGACACAGCUGAAAUGGAUAAGCAUCUGAAUCUUACAUUUGAGCAUUUCAUUUGUUCUAGGAUUUCACCACUAACCAUAAUUUUCCUUCUUUUUUCCAUCAGGUGUGAUACAAUUUAUUUUUCACUCUAUGUAAGCAGGGUCCUACUAAGAAUUAUGAUAAAUUGCCACAAAAUAUACAGAAAUUUCAGUCUAUGGUCAAGUAAAUUAUGGAAACUUACCUUAUUAAUAGCUACAAGCAUUUCUAAUUAAAAUAGAGAAAAAAUCAGAUAUGCUUGUUGAUAUUUGAUUGUAAAUAACCUAACACAUUAGAAACUGAAAUUGUGGAUAAUUCAAUAAUGUGGUCUACCUCAAACAAUCAGUGAUUGGUGGUGAAAGUCUGUUUUCCUUGCUCUGGAACUUCAAGUUGGAUAUCAAUUUAUAUAUUAAGUGAUAGUUUUUAUAUUUUCCAGGACAUAAAUUACAUUGAUUUAAUCAUGAAUGACCUAACAACCAGAAUAGAAGCAGGAAUGAAUCUCUUGCUAUUUGCACUUAACAGUCCUAUUAGUGUGCUACAUCUAAGGGAUUAGUGUGACAAGAACAGGUUAGGGAGUGGUAGGAUAGUAUUUGCUCCAUUUCCUUUUCAUCCAAACUCGGUUCAUACAUAGCAUGCUGGUUCUACGUUACGGCCUCCUUCAGCACAGUACGCUCAUGGACAUCUGAACUACUCAAACUGAGAAGGUUGCAAAAGCAUAGCUGGCUCUGUGGUGGCUCUGGUCCCUCAUUUACUACUUUACAAGCUGCUAAUACCAUGUAGUCCAGGUGGACUAACUCCCUUUUAGAAGCAGUGCUAAAGAAACGGAGCACAAGGUAUAAGCUGCAAUUCCAAAUGCAGCUUAGCAAAACAGUUGGUUUGGGAGAAUGGCCAGCCUGAGAUGCAGCGGUGGAGAACAUCCUUCAGCUGGCCGUGAAGAAGGGGAAGCGCUGCUCCAAAAAAGGCCCCCGGGGAUGGGCAAAAGGCUGCGUUCAGGCAGCGCUGCAGUAAGGUGUUGUGGUACAGUAAAGCACUGGACGUGUUUGCAGAAAGGCCUGCUAAGGAAACAGCUAUGCAUUCGGACAUUGGGAAGCCUCGGUUCCCGCCGUCCUUGCUUCCACUGGCCUCUGGAAUAAACAGCCAGUCAUCUGGAUGAGUCUUUUGAUUGCACAACCAGUGGCAGCCAUCAGAAAAGGCCCGAGUCCUGUGCAACAGGAGCAGACUCUGGAGCUCUCUCCUGGGACAAUGCACAGUACAAAACAAUGAAAAAACUGUAACCUCGAGUCGCUUGAAUGCUCAGACUGUUGGUGGCUUCCUUCUGCUAAACAGGGUCCUCAAUAUGUCCGUGUAUUUUAGUAGCUGCUGUUUGCUGCAUCAGUGCACACUAGCAUGGAGCUGUGCCUGCUAGAUCUUCUUUGCUAGGACAGUGAAAGCACACUUCUUUUCUUUCUUAAACUGGAAUCCACUGUAGACUUUCUAAGCCAAAAGCUUAAAUUUUUAAUCUAAAUGAUCUCCUACUUUCCCUUUGAAAUUCUAUUGCAUGCUUCAGAAUGAAAUAAAUUGAAUUAAUGGGU